UAACCGGAGGCAGGCCGCAGGAGUCGUCGCUACGAGCCGCAACAAGCAGCAACCCUGAGGCAAGGAACGCGAACGCGCCGGGCAGCGUGCCGUUGGAAGAUGGGAUCGGUCGAGGUGAGCGCGAGCGGGUCGAACGGACCGAUAACGAGCAGGCGGAGGAGGAUUACGAGGGCGAGGACGAGUACGAGGACGAGCUGAAGGCCGUGGCUGAGUCGCACGAGGCGAUGUCGAGGGACGACACUAGGAAUUCGAACGCGUCGACGGCAGCGUCCAGCGACCAGCCGGGCGGAAGCUCUUCCACGGCGACGAAGAACUUCGACUCACGCGAGGUGAUCACCGUGAACAACUCCGACGAGGAUGACGCGUCGAACGAAGCGAUCACCGACGAGCUAGUUGACAAGUACGACCAGGAGGUGGCCGAGCUGUUGAAGUACAAAAGGGAGAAGAACUCGAACCACAACGAGGGGAAUCGUACGAAAACGAAACGAGUGCCGACUGUGAAGAAGGAGCUGAGCACUCAGAAGGAGAUCUUGAUUGGCAACAACGAGACACAAGUGCCGAAGAGUCUGGUGCCGCCUGAGGACACUGUGAGUGGACUGGACGAGGAAACCGAGGCGAUCCGGAGGCGAAACGGCGGCACGAACGAGCCGAUAAAAUUUGAGGAUCCAGGGUAUUCGAAGUCGUCGCGAGGGGAGGACGAAGUGACAACGGACAAUCGAUACACGAAUUUAGAAGCGCAGGACUCGAAGAAGUUGGACAAACGGCAGGAAACGGCGUGGAAGGAUCUGAAAUCCUGUUUGCUGACGGAAUACGCGACCGAUGAGAAACGUCGUCAAAUGCUGCGCGAGCUCGAGGCUGAAGAGGACGUCCUGGUAAAUAUCUUGCUGAAACUUUGGGCAAAGCUAGCGGAGAAUCCAAGUCGAUGGGAAUCCGUGCAGAAACUACUCGAGAACAAGAAGAACAAUCUGGAAAUAUCGAGAAACACUCUGGACCCAGCUAAAAGAAGCUACGAAUCCACGUCUACGCUGUUCCCCAGCACGUCAGAAUCCUCCGGCGAGUCGAGAAAGUCGCGAAAAAAGUCGAAGAAGAAGAAGAAGCCUAGACAUCGUUUCUCAACGACCACCUUGCCUCCAGUACCAGCUACUCCUCCUCUGUUCACCACGACGGAAACACCUUGGCAAACGACGCCUGGUCGGUGGCGUUUGGUCGCGGAGAGACUGUUCGGUGCACCCCGGCAACAGGAUCUGCAGGAGGGAACUCAGAAAACCACGAGUCCUCAGUAUUCGGUGUCUCAGAGCCCUAGAAGCUUGCCCUCUAUCAGAGAGCUGAUCGAACAGAACAAAUCGAAGAGUAACCUGAAGUCGUUCCCGGCCGAUAGGAAACUGCCGGACGAAUUUGAAGGACUUGAUAAGCAGAGGUUGUUCGAGAGGAUUAGAGUUCAUCUACCUGCCAGCGGACAGCCUCGUAGAGAACUCUACGCCAAACCUACUACGACAGAACCAAAACGGAUGCCAGACUACGACAUCCCGGAAGAGUACCGCCGUUUGGGAUACAACCAGCUUCCGCAGACAUCCAGAGAGUACCAGAGAAGACGCGGGGAGGACUACCAGAGCGAUUUCAACGUCCAAUCCGACGGAUAUUCUCGCAAUCAAGACUUCAGACCGCAGCCUGAGGAGUACGCGUUGAGCAAGAGCUGGCCCGAUCUCUCCUACAGGUACACUCCACCUUGGAGAGUCGAGGAACACUCUCUGCUGCCUACAACCUCCGAAAAGUGGCCUUGGAGGCAGCCUCCGAGCGAUUCUCAGUACUGGUUCGAACGUAGCAGCUUUCUUCCGGAGGAGAAGAGCUACUGGUCCGGCUUGGACCAGCAAGAAGACGCCGAACAGGAGGCAGAGGCUGGUAAGAUGUGGCAGCAGCACUCUUGGAACAGAGACAGAUCAGGCUGGCCUGUAGAGAAGCCUCUGAAAGUGUCUCCGUCGUGGCAGCUAGGCGACGCGAAGCUGUACGAUCGCGAUCCGGCGAACGGUGUCUGGGAGAAGAGCAAGAAUCGUUCCGAGUUGAACAAGUCUUCGACGAAGCAGGAUUCGAAGGAGAAGGUAGUUCUACCAGAGAUCACGAUGAUGACCUGGAACAGCUUGACCUCUGACCCAGCCACCUGGCCUCACAAGCUGCCCGGAGUUAAACCGUGGCCCAAGGACGAGAACGGUAAAUCGUACAAUCCUAACGCCGAUCUGGUGAAGAAACUGGGACUGGACAAGCAGAACAACGGCGUCUGGUCGAAGGAAGAGGCCGAGAAGUCGAACGGAGAGAGGAAGAUGAAGGAGGAGAAGCAGAACAGGAUGUUCUUGUCCAAAGAACAGGAUUUAUCGCAAACAGACGCUUCUAAGUACGCGUCGAACAACGACAGGAGCAACUUCAGCGACUACAAGCCUAGAUCCUGGAUGAAGUCUGACAGCAUGCAGGGAGACGACGCCGGAGCUUGGAGGAGGAAGUACGACGGGAAGAGCUCGUGGAGCAACGAAGCUGCUUUGCCUAAAAUCCAGUCUGUAGGAGCCUGGGUUAUGGCAGCCGAUCAAUCCACCUGGAAACCUUAUCAGAUCAAACCGAUGGAAGCCUCCGACGAGAACGCUUCGAGAAGAUGGUCGAAACCACUGGGCAGGUCUAACGUCGACUUGAAGUGGCCUAACAAAGGAUCCUGGACGGAGAAAGUGAAGGAUUCCUGGAUGAAACAGUCGAGCAUGUCCCUCUGGCCUGAUAAACCAAACGUCCCAGAGCUGUGGCAGGGAAAAUUGAACAAACAAAGCUCGUGGUUCCCGAAAACGAAGGAUCCAGACACCUGGACGUCCAAGUCCAGCAAUCCUGAGCCCUGGAAGAUGAAAGGAGACUGGUUGACAAAGCCAGAAUCUUCUUCGUGGCUCUCUAAAGUAGGCGAGAACAAUUCUUGGGCUACCAGAGGCAGUUCUUGGUCCACAAAGUCCAACGAAUCCUGGACCUCGAAGACGAACGACGACGUGUCCAAGUUCAACGGCGAUUCCUGGCCUGUGAAGGUUAAGGAAGAGGACUCGGACGACGCCUGGUCGAGGAAAUCCACCGAGCAGAACUUGUCCCCGUGGCAGCAGAAGAUGAACGACGAGUGGAACUACGGGAAAGCUAGCUCGACGGGGACGUGGCCCACGAAGUGGAAGCAGUUCGCGUAUCAUCGCGUGACAGCCAUGCCUAUCUCGAAGCCUGGAACCACAGCGGACGCAGCUUCGUCCAAGUCGAAGAACGCUUUCGUCGCCGUGUCCGCGGUCUCUUCGCCCAAGUACACCGGAAACGAGUGGAGGAAGAACGAGGAGGACACGAGGAACGAGAACGGUCGGCUGGAGGAGCAAGAGAGGUCUCGCAAUCAGCUGCAGGUGGGUUUGGAGGGGCCUAUCUACGCGUGGAAGAAGGAUUCCGGUCUGAGAGGCGGCCUGGCGAAAGGGAACAGCAGCGAUCCGCUGGAGAACCAGCUGGAGGCACUCAGGCAAAUUGACUUCUGGUCCUACAAAGAGAACGAGGCCGAGAAGAGAUUGACGUCAACUAGCGCCACCACGGAAACGACGUCCAUUGCGCCUACAUACGGCACGUCGACGACAGGACAUCGUCGAGGGAGCCUGAUGGCAGGGAAGAGCAACGGCCUGCUCGAGACGAACCGGCGGACGAUCUCGAUGAAAUAAGCGGAAGAUUUACCUUAGAUCCUUGAUCUUGCCCGAUCUGAGUACCGGUCUGUUCAGUCGACAAUAGGCUACGCGAAGUCUCUGAGCAAUUUCCAACGACUCUCUGGCCCCCUGCCAAGGUGCACCGAACCAAACCUAUCCUGUCAGCCUGAGCAGCGAAAUUUCUCGUCGAUUUCAACUUUGAUCGGCACGUCAUACCACAAGGAACUAUCCACUUAUCUUCUAUUUUCACCUGUGUUUUCUGUAUUCCUCCUUACUCGAUACACCUUUCUUUUCCCCCUCU
Molecule: messenger RNA, 3984 nt
Organism: Habropoda laboriosa
Lineage: Eukaryota; Metazoa; Arthropoda; Insecta; Hymenoptera; Apidae
Exons: 8
Source: RefSeq, a predicted model, not a curated record